Messenger RNA from Tupaia belangeri chinensis (Chinese tree shrew), 917 nucleotides. RefSeq names its product electron transfer flavoprotein subunit beta (gene ETFB). Gene Ontology annotation, biological process: fatty acid beta-oxidation using acyl-CoA dehydrogenase; amino acid catabolic process. The coding region runs from base 95 to 862 and encodes 255 amino acids. Gene Ontology annotation, cellular component: mitochondrion. The transcript has 6 exons. Gene Ontology annotation, molecular function: electron transfer activity. Lineage: Eukaryota; Metazoa; Chordata; Mammalia; Scandentia; Tupaiidae. The record is from RefSeq and is a predicted model, not a curated record.
AACGCAGCGCGCAGGCGCAGAGAGGGGUCCGGGUAAGGGCGUCUGGGCUAAGCGGUGGGUGCGGGCUGACCCCGCAGGUGGUUGCGGCUGGAAGAUGGCGGAGCUGCGCGCGCUCGUGGGUGUCAAGAGGGUCAUCGACUACGCCGUGAAGGUCCGGGUGAAGCCGGACAAGACGGGAGUGGUCACGGACGGUGUGAAGCACUCCAUGAACCCCUUCUGUGAGAUCGCGGUGGAGGAGGCCGUGCGGCUCAAGGAGAAGAAGCUGGUGAAGGAGGUCAUCGCUGUCAGCUGCGGCCCUGUGCAGUGCCAGGAGACCAUCCGCACCGCCCUGGCCAUGGGCGCAGACCGAGGUAUCCACGUGGAGGUGACGGCUGCAGAGGCGGAUCGCUUGGGCCCCCUGCAGGUGUCCCGGGUCCUGGCCAAGCUGGCGCAGAAGGAGAAGGUGGACCUGGUGCUGCUGGGCAAGCAGGCCAUCGAUGAUGACUGUAACCAGACAGGGCAGAUGACAGCCGGACUCCUGGACUGGCCACAGGGCACGUUCGCCUCCCAGGUGACGCUGGAGGGGGACAAGGCGAAAGUGGAACGGGAGGUUGACGGGGGCCUGGAGACCGUGCGCCUGAAGCUGCCUGCGGUGGUGACCGCCGACCUGAGGCUCAAUGAGCCGCGCUACGCCACGCUGCCCAACAUCAUGAAAGCCAAGAAGAAGAAGAUCGAGGUGAUCAAGGCCGGGGACCUGGGCGUGGACCUGACCUCCAAGCUGUCCGUGAUCAGCGUGGAGGACCCGCCGCAGCGCACAGCCGGCGUCAAGGUGGAGACCACCGAAGACCUGGUGGCCAAGCUGAGGGAGAUCGGGCGGAUCUAAGCUCUUCCCAGAAACUUGGCAAUAAAACUGACUCCAAAAUGUCCUUGUCAACUCA